Messenger RNA from Enterobius vermicularis (human pinworm), 510 nucleotides. Lineage: Eukaryota; Metazoa; Nematoda; Chromadorea; Rhabditida; Oxyuridae. The record is from the annotation of a GenBank genome assembly.
AUGGCUUUAAGAUUAUUGACUGGAAAUUCCAGAACUCUGUUGUAUCAGUCCUGUCGUGCUUAUGCAGCUGGUUCAGAUUUUCUAAAAGAAGUUAAUCUAAGAAAUAAAUCAGGCGAGGUGUUUGCGUCGGCGUUCGAAGGAAAGGCUGUUCUGCUAUAUUUUUCGGCAGGAUGGUGUGGACAGUGCAGACUUUUCACUCCGAAGCUAAAGAAAUGGUUCGAGGAAGCGGGAAAACCUAAUGGAGUAGAAUUAAUAUGGAUAUCGAGAGAUCGUUCAGCGGAAGAUCUGGCUGCUUAUCACAAAAAGGCGCUUCCUGAAAUUUCCUACAUUCCAUUUGGAGACCCAAGUGUUCGGAAAUUUCUGCAGAAGUAUCAGAUAAAAACAAUUCCUUCACUGUUCCUUGUGAACAAUGAGGGAGAGAUUGUUGACAGGAACGUUAAGACGAGGAUAGAGACUGAAGGGAAGGAAAAUCCGAAGAAGUUAGCGAAGGAUCUUCGUGAUGCUGCAUAA